This is a messenger RNA of Python bivittatus (Burmese python), 2436 nucleotides long. Lineage: Eukaryota; Metazoa; Chordata; Lepidosauria; Squamata; Pythonidae. The record is from RefSeq and is a predicted model, not a curated record.
GUUCGGGAACUGGAAGCAGAAUUGGAAGAUGAAAGGAAGCAGCGGGCUUUGGCUGUGGCAUCCAAGAAGAAAAUGGAAGCAGAUUUGAAGGACUUGGAAGCUCAGAUUGAGGCAGCAAACAAGGCCCGUGAUGAAGCCAUCAGGCAGUUGCGCAAACUGCAGGCUCAAAUGAAAGAUUAUCAGCGUGAAUUAGAAGAGGCCCGCGCAUCUCGAGAUGAAAUUUUUGCUCAGUCAAAGGAAAAUGAAAAGAAGCUCAAAGGGCUUGAAGCAGAAAUUCUUCAGCUCCAAGAGGAGCUUGCAGCUUCAGAAAGAGGCAGACGACAUGCAGAGCAAGAGAGGGAUGAGCUGGCUGAUGAAAUUGCUAACAGUGCCUCUGGAAAAUCUGCCUUGCUGGAUGAGAAACGCCGCUUAGAAGCCCGAAUUGCACAGCUGGAAGAGGAACUGGAGGAAGAGCAAAGCAAUAUGGAGCUCCUCAAUGAUCGUUUCCGCAAAACAACUCUACAGAUUGACACACUGAAUUCUGAGCUGGCUACAGAGCGGAGUGCUGCCCAGAAGAGUGAGAAUGCCCGUCAGCAGUUAGAACGGCACAACAAAGAGUUGAAAGCCAAGCUUCAGGAAUUGGAGGGUUCUGUCAAAUCCAAGUUCAAGGCAACCAUUUCAGCCCUAGAAGCGAAGAUUGGACAGCUAGAAGAACAGCUGGAACAGGAGGCAAAGGAGAGGGCAGCAGCCAAUAAGCUAGUACGCCGCACAGAGAAGAAGCUGAAGGAGGUAUUCAUGCAGGUGGAGGACGAGCGCCGACAUGCAGACCAGUACAAAGAACAGAUGGAGAAAGCUAAUGCAAGGAUGAAGCAGCUCAAGCGCCAACUAGAAGAAGCAGAGGAGGAAGCUACACGUGCUAAUGCAUCACGUCGUAAACUCCAGCGUGAAUUAGAUGAUGCUACUGAAGCUAAUGAAGGCCUUAGCCGAGAGGUCAGCACUCUGAAGAAUAGGCUAAGGAGAGGAGGCCCAAUUACCUUUUCCUCCAGCCGAUCUGGAAGGCGCCAACUGCAUAUUGAAGGAGCUUCACUGGAGCUUUCAGAUGAUGAUGCAGAGAGUAAGGGGAGUGAUAUCAAUGAGCCUCAAGCUGCCCAAACUGAGUAGAGUAUCCCCAGUGUUAUACUGCCAACAUUCCCACAGUGUAACUUCUUUCCGUAUGUUUGAAAGAAGAAGAACUUAUUGGCCACCAAAUUGCCUCGUGGCCUAGACCUGCCUUAGGCAAAACUGGCAUAGCAUUAGGUCAUGUAUUGCAGGUCAGUCACAGCAUUAUUGCUGCCUGGCUUUGCCAUAUUGUAAACUGUUUUGGAUAUAGGUACCACUACUUAUAUGUAUUAAAGUAUCUCUGUUCAGUGCUUUUUGUUUCAAGGUAUCCAUUGUAAAGCCAUUUUCUAAGGCACUGAGUGAUAAGCGGGUGCUCCCUCUAUCCCAGGCAGAAACUUCUGGCAGCUGGCUAUGCCUUUUCUCUAUGCAUGCAUAGCUGCAUAGCAGUGGCACUCCAUUUCUUUUGGUUUUCUCUUUCCUGCUUAUUUGCAGGACCUUGUUCCUAUCAUUUUCUGGCUGACACAAGGUCACCUGGCUGAAAAUGUCCUGAGGAGCUUUAGUUCACAUCAUAACUAGCCAUUUGCUUAUACUACUUAAUGAACGCCUGCCCACCUUGGCCAUCUCAUGUCUUCCUGUUCUGGACGUCAUGAAUACUGGGUUGAUCUGGGUAGGAUGCUGACCAUUUUCUGUCUUGAAGUAGUAUUCCGUAUAAGUUGGAUUGCCUCAGCAUGGAAGUUGGAUGACUUCUCCCAGAAGGAACUGUUUUCUUGCUGAAGUGCUGGGGAUAGGAGUGCUAGCUGAAGUUCUUGCCAGCUUUCUUGGUGCCCAUCAGUAUAUUUGCUAGAGGUAGCAUGUAGACACUGCCUGUAAAUGAACACACCAGUGGAGCUACCCUCUCCCCAUUUUCAGCUUUCACUUGGGUGAAACACAUUUAGCUAGCAUCCUUUUUGUCCUAGCUAAGAAUUGACAUUUACAGAAAGUGCCUUAGACACUGCAGUACUAAGACAAUGUUUCAUAUAUAAUUUGCCUAUAACAAUGAUUCAGUGUAUUAAUUUUUGAUCCUUCAUAUCAUGCUGCAUCUUCUAGUACAAGUGGUAUUAUCAAUCUUCAGUGAUAAGGAUGAAUCAGUGUUAGCUACAAAAUCUUGAACUCUUGCAACAUGCUUGAAAUAAUAUUUUUCUUUGGUUAAAAGCUUUAACAUAUGUUACAAAGCUAUUGUUUUUGUGCAUUUGGAUAUUUCUUAUUCAAACUGGCUGUUGACCACCAGGCAUCUGACUGCAAAUACCUUGUUUCUUUGUAUCCCCAUAUUUUUAGACAAUGAUUUUUUUGUAAAGACAAUAAAUUUAUUCAUUCUAGAGA